Oldenlandia corymbosa var. corymbosa is the source of this 2163-nucleotide messenger RNA. NCBI's taxonomy places the organism in Eukaryota, Viridiplantae, Streptophyta, Magnoliopsida, Gentianales, Rubiaceae. The record is from the annotation of a GenBank genome assembly.
CUGAUAAUCUUUUUAGGGUUGAUCAAUUCAAACCCUAAAAGGAAGGGCAGUAAUCUAGCUCAGGGAACAAAACAAAACGGCAUCAGGGGAAGAAAAGUCCCGAGAUUGAUAUUCAUCAUUUCGGGUUUUAUUUAAGUUUCAUGUAUUUGAUGAAAUUUAGAAUUUAUCUCGACGAUACCCUGUUUGUCAUUGCCAAUAUAUAACUCGUAAAUAUUAUUUAGAAUGUAAAAAAGCAGUUAUUUCGAUUAGCUUUUUUUGGGUGUUUUAUGAAGGGGAAAAGUUGCAGUUCUUGAAGAGAUAUUUUAAUACAAGAACAGGUUCAUGCAUGCCCAGAAACAUUAGCAAAAAUUAAGAUUCAACUAUGAAAUCUGAGAAGAGAAGUGGAAGUAGCAAGCAUUCAAGCGUUGCAGAAGAAGAAGAGGAUAUGGUAGGUUUUGAUGAGUCUUUGCAUUCAGAUUCUCAGAAAUCUAAGAACAGUACUGAUGUAACCAAAGAUGAUCUAGAAAAUGUUACAAGUGAACUGAAACACAGCCAUACUAAAUCAUCAUCCGAGGAUUACUUCCAAAUUGAUCCCAAUAAAUUCCCAACCUCGGAGGAAUCCCAAAUUGAUCCAACUGAGAUCAAAACCUCUGAACCAGUUCACCAAAAUUCCCCUCCAAAAGAGGAAAACACCACCAGUUCAAAGGUUGAAGAGAGGAAAUCUGAUGAUGUUGAAGGUGGAACUUUGCACGAGUUGGAAGAAACGUCUGGAUCGUCACGUUCUUUCUCACAAAAUUCGGUUGUCACUCAUGAAUCUUUAGCUCCAACAUUGUCACCAACAAAAUCCCCUGCUCCCCAAGUGAUGGAAAGGCCUGCGGGAUAUGAUCCGAAUCGCAUUUCAGCAGCCAUCUUUAGCAAACCUCCCGGGCCGUUGGAUUGGAGUGUUGCUUCUAAUGAAUCUUUAUUCAGCAUCCGAAUAGGGAGUAUGAGUUUUGCUAGAGAUCGAAAGCUAGGUGGAGAUUCACACACACGUAAAAAUACUGGUAUAUCAGGAGACUUUGAUUAUUCGAGUGAUUGGUACAGGUCUGGAGAGCUGAAAAGUCCAAGUGAACUUGUCAGGUUAAGGCAACAUUCUCCAGCAAAAUUUGGAGCUGACCACAGACUGCAGUGCAUUGACUCAGGGAAGUCUCAAGUGUUUGGAAAACUGAGGGAGAGUGUUCACGACGAAGCCUUCAACAAUCAAGGUAGGAUAGAUCCGGAUGAAGCCUAUUCUCUUACUGAUGAGAGUAAGUCUAACACCCAUUCUUGCGCUUCUCCAAUGAAGAAUUCUCCGUCGCCAUACCUAUGUAAUUGGUGUAGUUGCACAUGCUGCUCUUGUAAACAGCUAUGCUGCGGAAGCUGUCUUCCUAAGUGCCCACAUUGCUCAGGCUACAGUUGUGAAGGUUUAUGUAACUGGUCAAGCUGUUGUUGUUCCCAAAAGUCAUUAGGUAGGCCGAGUUAUUCUUGCAACUGGCCAGGCGGUUUUUGUUUCGAUUGCAGCUGUUGUUGCCACCAACGUUUAGGUGGCUCAAGAUGGCCGAAUUGCUGCCCUUGCAGUUCAUUAUGUGAACCAAGUUUUUCUUGCUGCAAGUGGCCUAGCUGUUCAAGUUGCAACUGCUCUAAGCCUAAAUGCCCAAAAUCUUGCUGCAAUCUGUGCUAGUUGGAUGUUUCUUGUAUGAUUGCGAAGUUUGAUAGAUCAAUGGCGCGACGAAUCAGCAGACCACAAAAGAGACAACAACCCAGGCAGCGGAAUGAAUGAAUCCAUCAUUGGAAGAUUAAGAGAGUUUCAUGCAUUCUGUCAUUCACUGCACCUUUCUCAUAACGACUGCAAACUAAGCCUCCAUUUCACUAGGUGAUCAAAGUGAUUUACGCACCUAUAUGGAUCACAUGGCGUCAUCAUUUUCCGCGAGGACACCACCGCCUUUGUUGUUUUGGCCAAUGUAAUUUUGCAUUAUCAGUCUAGCGUGCAUGCUUUUGUAACAAAGGCGGAGGAAUAGCAUCCUUGUUUUAGCAAUGUGUAAUUGGAAAUUCUCGUCUGCGGAUUGUAAUUAGUUGAAAGAGUUUGCAACGGAAUUAGGUUAGUCAUUUAGGAGUAGGUUCCGUAGUUCCUAUAUUGAAUUGUCAAGUUUAUUUUAAAGAGAAGGC